Aspergillus terreus NIH2624 is the source of this 1191-nucleotide messenger RNA. RefSeq names its product serine/threonine-protein kinase. NCBI's taxonomy places the organism in Eukaryota, Fungi, Ascomycota, Eurotiomycetes, Eurotiales, Aspergillaceae. Gene Ontology annotation, molecular function: calmodulin binding; calcium/calmodulin-dependent protein kinase activity; ATP binding. Gene Ontology annotation, biological process: cellular response to oxidative stress; protein phosphorylation. The record is from RefSeq and is a predicted model, not a curated record. The coding region runs from base 1 to 1191 and encodes 396 amino acids. The transcript is spliced from 4 exons.
AUGGCGUCGCCGGCGCAAGCUCAGCAGCGACCGAAGGUCCAACCUUGCCGAUACAAAACUGGAAAGACACUAGGAGCGGGCUCCUACUCGGUCGUGAAGGAAUGUGUACAUAUCGACACGGGCCAGUAUUAUGCGGCGAAGGUGAUCAACAAGCGCUUGAUGGCAGGACGUGAGCACAUGGUUCGCAACGAAAUCGCAGUGCUGAAGCGAGUGUCGAUGGGCCAUCAGAACAUCCUGACUUUGGUUGACUAUUUCGAAACCAUGAACAACUUGUACCUAGUGACCGAUCUGGCGUUGGGGGGCGAGUUAUUCGACCGCAUCUGCCGCAAAGGAAGCUAUUUCGAAACCGACGCGGCGGACCUCAUUCGCGCCAUUCUGUCCGCCGUCGCCUACCUGCAUGACCACGGCAUCGUGCACCGGGACCUCAAACCGGAGAAUCUGCUCUUUCGCACUCCGGAGGACAACGCUGACCUUUUGAUUGCGGACUUUGGCCUUUCCCGUAUCAUGGACGAGGAACAGUUUCACGUCCUGACAACGACCUGUGGUACGCCGGGGUACAUGGCCCCGGAGAUUUUCAAGAAGAGCGGCCACGGCAAGCCGGUGGAUAUUUGGGCCAUCGGAGUGAUUACAUACUUCCUGCUGUGCGGAUACACCCCUUUUGACCGCGACUCCAACCUGGAAGAGAUGCAGGCCAUCCUUGCCGCGGACUAUUCCUUCACGCCGCUCGAGUACUGGCGCGGGGUGUCGCAGAGCGCCCGCGAUUUCAUCAAGCGCUGUCUUACCGUCGAACCGGACAAGCGCAUGACCGCGCACGAAGCUCUCCAGCACGUCUGGGUCAACCCGCCGUACGACCAGUCGGCCGAUCUGACCGGCUCGGGCCAGGACCUCCUCCCCACCGUGAAGAAGAACUUCAACGCCCGCCGUACCCUCCACAAAGCUAUCGAUACCGUACGGGCCAUCAAUAAACUUCGCGAGGGCGGCGGCCUCAUGAUGGACGGGGUGAUGAGCAUCGAUCCGAAACCUGAACGAGUCAACGGGAGCGAGAUCACCGAGGAAUAUUCCCAUGAUGGCCAGAUGGAGAUCGAUAGUCGGAGCAAUGCACGGGGCCAAACGGAGGAGCAGAUUCGCGAACAGGAGCGUCGGGUCAAGCAGGUGGUCACAGGCUUGUGGAGUAGGACGGUGAAGAAGUGA